Messenger RNA from Cladocopium goreaui, 3451 nucleotides. The record is from the annotation of a GenBank genome assembly. Lineage: Eukaryota; Dinophyceae; Suessiales; Symbiodiniaceae.
GAUCCGUUGGGAUGCAGCGCAUGGAUUGAAUAUGGAGGCCGCUGAGGAGAAUGACAAGUCGGUCUCAGAUCUCAAAGAGACAGUGCAGGAGUCGUUCAACAAUUAUCAAGUUGACUGCGUGAAUUUCACGGUGUUGACUUCUGACGAGAUCUCCACCUACAGCGAAGUAGAGGUCUUGAACCAGAACAACUAUGACAUUACAACCGAAAAGACCUUCAUUUUCGGCCCACUGGAUUCUCGCAUGGGCAGCAACAGCAAAGCUGGGCUCUGUGGCACAUGCAACAAGCGCAUCGAUGAGUGCGUGGGCCACUUCGGACACAUCAGCCUAGCCUUGCCGGUGUUCCACGCGGGGUUUCUGAGGCACACGCAUCAGGUGCUUCAAACCAUUUGCAAAGCCUGCGGCCGUUUGAUGCUGUCGCCCGAGAUGGCUUUGCGCUACGUGCGACGGCUGCGGAAGCCCACAACGGACGACCUGCAGAAACAGAGCUUGCACAGGAAGAUCUUGGAAAGCUGCAAGCUGACCCGGGUGUGUCCACAUUGUCGGGAGCAUAACGCUUCCGUGCGGAAAGGAAGUGGCGUGCCAUUGAUGAUUAAGCAUCAGGUUGGCCCCUCCAACAAGAACGCACCUGAUGACAUGAGCAAAGAAUUCUCCGAGACUUUCCGAGACGCCAGAGAUUUCAACAAAGAACUCCAGCCCUACGCUGAGAAGGCAUCUGCAGAUUACAACCCAUUGGAAGCCUACGAGUUGUUGAAGAGAGUUCCACCCAUUGAUCGCGAACUGCUGGGCUUAGUACGUCCCGAGCAACUCAUCCUCUUCGCGGUGCCGGUGCCACCGGUGUGCAUCCGACCUACCGUGAGCAUGGGCGACCGCGGCACGCGGGAGGACGAUUUGACCGUGGCGGUGGGACAGAUCGUAGAGGCCAACACAGCUCUGCAGCAGCAGCUGGCGCGGGGCUUCCCUCGGCAGAUUCUGGAAGCCUGGGAGUUUCUCCAAGAAGCAUGUGCCAGAUACAUCAAUUCGGAGAUGUCAGGACUGCCGCAGAUCAAAGGAAAAAUGGUACGCUCUCUUUGCACCAGACUUAAAGGAAAAGAAGGGCGUUUCCGUGGCAACCUGAGCGGCAAACGCGUGGACUUCUCAGCUCGAACCGUGAUCUCGCCGGAUCCCAACGUCAGCGUGGAGGAGGUGGUGAUCCCCGAGUGGGUGGCGAAACGGAUGACCUUCCCCGAGAAGGUCUGCGACGCGAACAUCCAGCGGCUUCGAGAAGCCAUCGAUCGAGGUCCAGAGAAGCAUCCUGGUGCCUGUUGCAUCCAUACUCCCGACGGACGCCGGAAAUUUCUUGGAGUCAUCAAGCGCAACAUGCGGAAGCAGAUGGCUGAGAGUUUGAAAACGGGCGACAUGGUGGAACGACACAUGCGUGAUGGUGAUAUCGUCCUCUUCAACCGCCAGCCGUCUUUGCAUCGACUAUCCAUUAUGGCACACCGGGCCAAAGUGAUGCCUGGUCGUACCUUUCGAUUCAACGAGUGCGUUUGUGCACCCUACAAUGCUGAUUUCGAUGGAGAUGAAAUGAAUAUUCACUUGCCUCAAACCGAAGAAGCCAGAGCAGAGGCAUACCAACUCAUGGGAGUUCGGGAUGGCUUGGUGACGCCCAAGAGUGGUGAGGUGGCCAUUUGCGCCACGCAGGACUUCCUCACUGGUGCGUUUCUCUUGACACAGAGAGAUGUCUACCUCUCGCGGGACAAGUUCUGUCAGCUUUGCUGCUUCCUCUCAGAUGGCUUGGAAACGAUCGAUUUGCCGCCCCCGGCAAUACUGAAGCCCUGUGAGUUGUGGACGGGGAAACAAGCCAUUAGCGUCAUGCUGCGACCCAAUCGUCGCUCGAAAAUCUAUGUGAAUCUGGAAGUCCCUGAAAAGAACUACUCCAAAAAGGGUGUGAGUAUGUGCCCCAACGAUGGUUGGGUUUUAUUUCGCAACUCGGAACUUCUCAGCGGCAAUUUGGGCAAGAAAGUCUUGGGAGGAGCCAAGAACGGUUUGUUUUUCAGACUCAUCCGCGAUUGCGGUGCACAAUCUGCCAUCGACUGCAUGAGUCGCAUCGCCAAGCUAACGAGUCGAUGGUUGAUGAACCGCGGAUUCACCAUUGGAAUUGACGAUGUGAAUUCCGAGUAUGGCCAGGGGGCUGGUCGAGUGUCUGUGGAGAAACAACGAAUCACCGAAGAGAAGUAUGGAGCUGUCGCACGAUACAUCGGACAGUACAACAGCGGGACACUGGAGAACAAACCUGGCUGCAAUGCAGAGCAGACCUUGGAAGCGUUGGUCAAUGGAGAGCUUGGAAGGAUUCGAGACAUGGUGGGAAGCAUGUGCGAAGAGAAGUUGGCCUUCUACAACAAACCCAGGAUCAUGGCCACCUGCGGCUCGAAGGGCAGUCCCAUCAACUUGUGUCAGAUGAUGGCCUGCGUGGGCCAGCAAAACGUGGGUGGGCAACGCAUCAAGGACGGCUUCGUGAAUCGGACGCUGCCGCACUUCGCCAAGGGCAGUCGGGAACCGAAGGCCCGAGGAUUUGUGGCCAACUCCUUCUACAGUGGCUUGGAGCCCCCGGAGUUCUUUUUCCACACCAUGGGAGGACGCGAAGGUCUGGUAGACACCGCCGUGAAGACGGCGGAGACAGGCUACAUGCAACGACGCCUGAUGAAGGCCCUGGAAGACUUGUCCUUGAAGUACGACAUGACCGUUCGUACGUCAAAUAGCGAUGUGGUGCAAUUCGCCUUUGGUGAUGAUGGCUUGAAUCCUGCGAAGAUGGAGGGCUCGGCUUCCAAACCCUUGGACUUUGAGUACGUGCUGAACUAUGUGGUGCACGUUUUGCGGCCUCCGCAUCGAGCACGUCGCAGCAAGAAAGUGCAGGUGGCGAAAGCUCCUGGAGAUCUACCUGCCAUGGAGCAAAAGGGGCGUGUGGCAGAGCCAAUUCAGAGGAGUGUUCAGCAAGCGCAGAGUGACCAGUACAAGUUGUGGCCUCUCCUUCCCCAUGAGCUCAACCAGUUGGCUCGACCCUGUGCGGAACGCUUCGUGGAAUUUGUGACCAGGACUCAGGGCGCCACAGAUCUGGAACUUGAGCACGUGAAGAGCGACGUGCGCAACUUCAUCCAGAGCUUGGCACAGCAGGUGGCCGAAAAACGGCAGAUCUUGAGUUUGGAAGUGGGUGACACUGAGGCGUCUGCUAAGAAGGCUCGUGCCAAAUGGAGGCUGGAAGAUUCCCUCUCCUUGAUGGAUUUGGGGCCUUGUCCAACGCUGCAGCAACUGGAUGCAUUCUUAAACACUUGUGCGGUGAAAUAUGUCCAGGCCUUGUUGAUGCCUGGAGAGGCGGUCGGCGCUGUGGCCGCGCAAUCCAUUGGUGAACCGGCCACUCAAAUGACGCUGAAGACCUUCCACUUUGCUGGUGUGGUAGGGUUGCCCUGGAUCUGA